Molecule: messenger RNA, 3774 nt
Organism: Verticillium dahliae VdLs.17
Lineage: Eukaryota; Fungi; Ascomycota; Sordariomycetes; Glomerellales; Plectosphaerellaceae
Exons: 8
Coding region: 1-3774 (1257 amino acids)
Source: RefSeq, a predicted model, not a curated record
AUGCUUCAGACAUACGCGAUACCUGCAGGAUUCAAACCAGGUCGUAUUUCAAGGAUCAAAGACCUCGUCUCUCAGACACCCAUUCUCAAGUCACGACACAAAAGAGGUCUCCGGACGAUCAGAAAUGUUCACAUCAUUACUGACAUUGCCGCCGACCAUAACGGGGCCUCGCUGUUCGAUGACUCAGUACUGGACCCCUUUAUCUCCACGGCAUACAAGCAGGCUUCGGUCACAGCCCUGAAACCAUACGGGCUGCGCGCAUGCGAAUUUUGGAACAUCUGGAAUCUUCUUCAGGCCGAUCUUGCCAGCCCUCAGUCAAAGUUGAAGUCGCCCUCGACCAGCGAGGACUGGCACUCGGCAGUUGCACGGCUCUUGGCAUCCUUCUUCACCGAAAAAGUGACGCUAGCCAUUUCUUCGCUGAGGCUUUCUGUUAUGCUUCCUUUGAAGGGCGGUCUGUGGGUCGCUGCCAACGACGGAGUGAUCUAUCUGCCAGCAACUGCCGGGAUCUCAAUCCCGCCGGGCGUUAAAAAGCAUGUCCUAGACCCCACAGCUGUUGCCAAUGCGGACCGCAGAGCUCUCUUCGAGCAUCUAGGGGCGGUAGAAGCAUCUGUCUCGGAGGUACGCAAGUCCGUCUUGGAGGCUCUGUACAGCCCGUCUUCGCCCAAACAUGUCGACGUCGAGAAAUCCAGGGCCCAACUCCAUUUCUUGUACCUCUCUCACGAUCGCAGGCAACCCGGUGAAAGGCUCGGUCAGAUGUUUCUCUACAAAGAAAACAAUGCCACUGGGAAGACAGGAGAAGAAGACUUCUACCUGCACGGUAGUAACCCAUACGGGCCGGAAGCUCUUCUCGGACCAAUUGGUACUUGGCCAGGCCUUGAGGUCACGUUUCUUCAUCCAGCAUAUCUUGAAUCUCCACCUAGCCCCCCGACUGCAGGUCAUCCCUCGUGGAAGGUUUGGCUCUAUAAUUACUUCGGCGUCCGUAGGAGGUUGAGGCUUAUCUCUCGGGACCGACGCGAAAUUUCGGGCGAGUUUGCCUCUGUCCUGGACUACCGCCCGGAUAAGUGGCUGGGCCUGUUCGAGUACCUCUGGCAGCACGAAGAGUCAUUGUUCAAAGACAAACACCAUCUCAGAGAAGAGUUGAGCGGGCUCCCGGCAUAUGCGCUUUGUAAGCCUCCCUUGGAGAUCUCCUGUUAUUUGAAGGACUCGUAUCUGCCGCUACCACACCUCCAACAACAAUGCCGGCGCUUUAUGGGAAAUGACUCUACACAUUUCCCAUUUCUCAGUCUCGGAGGAACUGAGGAUGAAGAGGCCUUCCUUACAAAGUGGCUGUUCCUCCACACAAAAUUCCAUGUGCGCAAAGAGGACGACACACGGUUUCUCCUGGACAUGCUCCUUCGAAUAUCGAAUGUCGACUCCGCAAGUGCGCUGGCCGACAAAUGCCAGACGAUAAUGGAUAUAUAUGGCGCCAUUGAAACUAAAUUCCAGGCCGCUACAGAUCGACAAGCUGCCAAGGAUGCCAUUGAGCAUUUAUUCUGGGAGACUGAAGAGGCUGUCAUCCUGAUCCCCUCACGAGGAGCAUCCGAGGCGGCCUGGACGGUUGCCAGUUCUUGUCGCUGGAAGGCAUCACCCGACAUGGUUUCGUUAUUCCCACUCGAGCAACUCUAUUCCCAAGUGGGCAGCGAGGACCAAAUGAUGAUUCUUUCACGUUUCUUUUCGAAAACACUCAAGAUUGAUGAUGUGUCCUGGAGGGAUCUGCAGGGAGAGCUGGCGAAACUAAGGGAUCAGGGCUGCGAUGACCUCGACCGCAUCCGUGGCGUGCGAACAUUCGAGGACAACGCCCUUAUAUUCGUCGUGAAGGACGGUCAGGCCGGCUGGUACAAGACAUGUGACUGCCUGCGGUCCAGUACGACAGAUAUCAGUGGCAAGGUCACGUUGAAUGAUGACUACGAAGACUUGAGAGAGCUGUUCGUGGAAAAUCUCGGCGUCAAGACGCUAACACUCCAGAUGGUAUAUGACGAGCUGCUGCAGACAGACGCGCAGGCGUCGACUGACGAUGUCAAGGCCAAACUCUGGUCGCUGAACGCGCUCUUGCAGACAGAGCAGGAGCUCCCUGACCCUGUGCCGCUCCGUAGGAUACCCAUUUUCCCCGUGAAGUACGCGAGUGGCGCUACAGCUGAGAGGACGAUCGAAACGGAUUUUGCCAUCGUCGAUAACGAGUCAUUGGCGGAUAAAUUCAGGAGCCGGAUCAAGUUGCUCGACUUCAGCAGAGAGGAGGUCCUGCGUCUGAAGCCUUUUCUCGGAUGGGUUGGACUCGCGAAUCGAUAUCUGUCAGCUGCCGUGAGGGAGAGCACGUCGGUUGCCGAAGCCGACUCGAGGCCCAUCUCCACCCCAAACCACGAUAUCAAGCGGAAAGCGCAUGCGAUCUCUCGUAUCGCGGCUCAUUUCAACAGUCCCCGAUACAAAGCCGGACCCAGCGAGUUGUACCAGCUGCUGCGGAGCGCUGUGACCACUGAAACCACCGGCAUUUCGUCCGUGCUACGGAUAUCCCAGGACGGGCGGUCUACGGAGCUAGAGACUGCGAUUGGUGACCUGCACAUUGAUGACAGCUCGUCGCACCUCUCCUUCUUCAUCCCUGAAGCAGUUGAGGAAUCCGCGGUCACGGCACUUGUUACGAUUUUGGGCGCCGAUCCAGCGUCGGUCGAUUUACUUCUUGAGCGCCUCGGCAUCAUAAACAUAUCUAUCCAGAACGAGGACGUGAAUGUGGCCGAAGAUGAGGAGGAUGAAGCUUCCGUUGCCGUAAUAGGUGACGAUGCUGAAUCUUUGGUGCAGCUCAUGACGCCGGACACGUCAGCGAGCGAGCGAGGACCGGCCAUGGCGACCGAGAUCCGACUGGCGCCCCUUUCUGGAACGCAUCCCAACUUGUCGAGCAACGACGUUGAGGUCACGCACACGGUCUCUCGACAUAGCCAUAUGGCCUACCAUUCGGUCGUCCAGCCACACUCUACCCUCCCAGCAUAUCAUGCGACGAAUCUUCAAGGGUCAACAAGUGAGGAUGCUCAGUACCUUCGGCUGCUGACGAAGGUCGUCGACGCGGCGAGGCAAGCCGUGUUCCCGUCGCAAGGCAUCUUUGGCAUGAGCAACCUCCGAGACGCACUUCUAGAAAGACCAAUCAACGCCUGGCACGGCGGUUUUGACGGCCCCGGCAACGAGAGCCGGUUCCGCUCUACGAGUCAACUUGAGCCUGACGGGGAAAUUGGUGCCGCUGGCGAGCUAUACGUCUUUGAGAUGCUGUCCCGACUACUUCCCAGCCUCCACGGGUGGAGUCGCGAUAACUGGCAGAGCACGAUCCGGCAGUACGUCACGCUCCACCCGGAUUAUCAGGACAUGCCGCCAUGGAAUGGGCAAGAGACGGCCGACAUGACGUAUCAAGACGUGCGUGGCGAGCUCACAACAUGGCUCGAGGACCAUGGCUAUCUUGACGGGGAAGGGUGGCGGGAUGCCCGGCCGAAAUACUACAUCGAAGUCAAGACGACCACGGGGCCUUACAAUACGCCCUUCUACAUGAGCAAGGCUCAAUACCAGCGGAUGCAGGACAUUCGCAAUGCGCGUGGGAAUGAUGAGGUGUACACGCUCCUACGCGUAUUUAGUAUCGAACGUGGCGGCAUUGGGCUGUGCGUGUAUAUGGAUCCGGAGAGGCUGAGGGCGGAUGGCCGUCUGGAGUUUACUGGGGAGACGUGGUCUGUUGUUCCUUCGGCGGAAUCACGAUGGAUGUGA